Messenger RNA from Hirsutella rhossiliensis, 1200 nucleotides. RefSeq lists its product as uncharacterized. The transcript has 2 exons. NCBI's taxonomy places the organism in Eukaryota, Fungi, Ascomycota, Sordariomycetes, Hypocreales, Ophiocordycipitaceae. The record is from RefSeq and is a predicted model, not a curated record. The coding region runs from base 1 to 1200 and encodes 399 amino acids.
AUGGAUGAAGAAAUACCUCGCGAAGUCAAGCUGUUCAUCAAUCAGCACCUUACCGGCGACGAAAUCUACCAAAUACUCGAGCAGCUUCGCCGAACAUGCAUCCCGAAUAACCAAGUUCUUUGGACUGGCAUGCCGCCAAUGGGACCUCUGAUGGAUACCAACAACGCCCUCUGCCCGAAAAAGCAAAAGUCUCCCAAGCAGUGGUCGACUUAUGUUCAUGGGGCGUCGGCGAUCUUCGCUUGGCUCAUCAGCGAGGCCGAAUCUGUGACUGUCUUAUCGAGGCCGCCUCCGGUGCGGUUCCACCCGUCAGAAGGAACCAGCUUCCAAACAAUAGAGCAGCCCAUCAUCAAGGGAACAACUGGUAACAAAGGUGUAAAUGCUAUUCGUAUCGUACACCCGCGAGUGCCCGACGCAGCGGAUUUCACUUAUCAGCUGUGGCCAAAAGACGGGGUUGCAGCUUGGGUCUCUACCUUCGGCAUUGUGACUUGUACAGACAGAUGGAGGGACAUCGGGUCCCCACAAAUCAUCGGUGUGUGCGAUAAAAGCAGGGUUUUCUCUCACAACCAGGAAGCAAGCUCGAAGUCAUCUAAGAUGAACAGGGGAGGCGCACAGUCGGCACUGUCAAACAAUGAAAAAGGUAUCGAAGAACAUGAACUUCGAGAACGGCAUGCGCAAGAAAGAUGUCAAAUGGAAGCCAAGGCAACGGAAGCGAAGAACGCACUCCGAAGAAAGCAAUCCAAGGAUCGCCAAGAUCUUUGCGAGCAGCACAAGAGGAGAAGGCAAGAACUAAAGAAGAACGACAAGAAAAGAACAGAAGCCCGGGAAAAGGAAGUCAGAGAACAAAAGCAACUUGCGAGGAAGCACAGAAAAGAGAAAAGCAAGUUGCGCGUCUGCGAGAGGGCAGACAUCGUAUCGCUUGCCAAACGACAGAACCGAGAAUUGGAGGCUCUCAGAAAAGGGAAGCGGGUUGAUCGCAAGACUCUGGAGGAGAGACAAAGAGCUCGGGUCUUGCCCUUGAAGCGCGAAAAUAUGCAAGAACGGGCCGGCAGGUGGGAUGAUGCCCUGCAGUCGCCGCUUCCCAACACACAAGCAAGUACACACCCGCCGGAGUCGGAGAUCGAAUGCCUAUCCUUCAUGUCACGACUUGAGCGUCGCUUCUGGAGCUUUAUUGAGAGCCUGGUAUAUCUUACACGUAGUUGA